Messenger RNA from Emys orbicularis (European pond turtle), 1857 nucleotides. RefSeq names its product synaptotagmin like 3 (gene SYTL3). Gene Ontology annotation, cellular component: exocytic vesicle; plasma membrane. The transcript has 15 exons. Gene Ontology annotation, molecular function: neurexin family protein binding; small GTPase binding. Bases 1 to 1857 code for a protein of 618 amino acids. The record is from RefSeq and is a predicted model, not a curated record. Gene Ontology annotation, biological process: intracellular protein transport; exocytosis. NCBI's taxonomy places the organism in Eukaryota, Metazoa, Chordata, Testudines, Emydidae.
AUGACCCGUGAACUGAAUCUGAACUUCCUUAAGGAAUUGGAACGAGAGACAGUUUUACAGGUCCUGUACCGUGACCAGAUGGUGAGAAAAGUGGAUGAGGAAAGGAUAAGGAAAUUGAAAAUGCAGUUGCAGCAACUUCGGUGGAAGGGGGCAAAAAGUGUAAACCAUGAAGACCAGGAAAGAUCCUGCGCUCGCUGUCAGAAAUCCUUGGGCCUGGUUAUGAAUAGAGGUGCAGUGUGCAAUGGAUGCAGUCAUCGAGUGUGCUCUGAGUGCCGUGUCUGCCUGAAUCCCUACCUGUGGAAAUGCACCAUCUGUUAUGCUCAUGGAGACAUGAAAGUAAAGACUGGGGAAUGGUUCUUUGAGGAACGUGCCAAGAAAUUCCCAGCUGAAGGUAGACACGAAACAGCUGGUGCAAAGCUCUUGAAAUCUUAUCAGAAACUGAGUAAAAUUUCUGUGGUUCCUCCUACUCCCCCACCUUUCACUGAAACCACCGGGAGAAACACCGCAAUGGAAAUCAGCCAAUCUAAAAGUUUUAAUAAGUCUGUGGAAAACUUGUUUCUGUCUCUUGCCACAAAUAUGAAAAAAAUCUCAAAGUCCCAGAAUGAUAUGAGGGCUGACAAAAGUCUCCUAACUACAGAUUAUGGGCAGGACAUGGAACAGAGGAAGGAAAGGAGGAGUCAGUCUGACACUGCCAUCGAUAUUGCAAACAGGAUAAAAAAUAUACCAAGCCUUCAGCAACUCAUCAAUGGGACACGGGACGACAAUGAAGUCUUUACCAAAAGGUAUUGCAAGCAGGCAGAAGACAUUCCAACCAGUCCCAUGAGUGACGCUGUAUUCUGCGGUGGCAAAAAACAUGGCAGUUUAUAUAGCAUUAACAGCACUUGCACCGAGGCUGGCAAUUUUGACAUGGUUAAUGUCACAGGAGAAAUAGAGUUUGCCAUCAGAUAUGUCUUUAAAGCCUGCACUUUAGAAGUCUGCAUCAAGGCCUGCAAGAACCUGGCUUACGGAGAAGAGAAGAAGAAAAAGUGUAACCCGUAUGCAAAGACUUAUUUGCUUCCUGAUAAAUCUUCUCGGAGUAAACAGAAGACAGCUGUUAAAAAGAACACAGUGGAUCCGGCAUUCCAUGAAACUUUAAAGUAUAAGAUUGAAUACUCCCAGCUGGAAACACGACAGCUUCAAAUAUCUGUGUGGCACUCAGAAACACUCAAGCGAAGGGUGUUCCUUGGAGAAGUGGUUGUUCCAUUGGCGUCUUGGAAUUUUGAAGACAAUUCAACACAGUCAUUCAAUUGGUACCAGCUUAAAGUGAAGUCUGAAAAGCCUGAAGACAACCUGGUUCAGUACAAUGGAGAACUCCUGGUGUGUGCAAAACUGAUCUUACCAUCCCAGUCUAAAAAAUACCAGUAUGAAGAGCAGAUGAGAGGAGGGAUAGAAGACCAAGCACAUGCGGAUGGCCAGCUUCACCUUGUGGUGCUUGGAGCCAAGAACUUGCCUGUGAUGAGAAGUGGUGGCACUUUGAACUCAUUUGUUAAAGGUUGUCUCACUCUCCCGGACCAACGUGAGAUAAGACAGAAGUCUCCUGUCCUGAAGAAAGAAGCCUGUCCUCAGUGGAAGCACCUGUUUGUCUUUGACGGCGUGACCCCAUCUCAGCUACAGCAAUCUUGUCUGGACUUGGCCGUCUGGGACCAGGCAUCUUUUGGCUCAAAUGACCGGUUCCUGGGGGGAGCCAGGCUUAGCACAAAAGAACCAUCUGGCACCUGGGAUUCAGACCCCCAAUCAAAACAGUGGCAGAAAAUACUCAGCAGCCCAAACACUUGGAUAGAUAUUACACUUACGCUGCAUUCAAAUACGGACACUUAA